This is a messenger RNA of Cuscuta campestris, 935 nucleotides long. NCBI's taxonomy places the organism in Eukaryota, Viridiplantae, Streptophyta, Magnoliopsida, Solanales, Convolvulaceae. The record is from the annotation of a GenBank genome assembly.
AAAAUUGUAUAUAUAUACUAAAAAAUUUUAUAAUUUCCGUGGGGUCGCUUGACCCCAUAUGACCCAAUGUGGGUCCGCCCCUGCAUAUGAAGCUGAGGCCAAAAGGUCUAGCAAAAACAGGCCAGCAGGUACAUUAGAGGUCAAGGCAACCACCUCUAUAAAUAGGGAUGAAAUGAAAAAGAUGCUACUGGAAAAGUUACUUCCAACAAUAAAAGAAAAAUGGCCUGGUCCAACAAGAGAUGUAAUCAUACAGCAAGAUAAUGCUAAACCACAUGUGGAUGUGAAUGACCCGGAGUUUGUACAAGCUGCACAAGAGGGUGACUGGAACAUUAAGCUUCAAUUCCAGCCUCCUAAUAGCCCAGACCUUAAUGUUUUGGAUUUGGGAUAUUUUAGAUCAAUUGAUGCAAUUCAAGACCAGGAAGCACCUAGGAAACUAGAAGACCUCAUCACUGCUGUUACCACAUCCUUCGCAGCCCUCACCCCUGAGAAGUUAAACAAUGUUUUUUUGACAUGUCAAAGUGUAAUGGGGGAGGUCCUUAAACACAAAGGGGGCAACAACUUCAAAAUCCCACACAUGGGGAAAAGUAGUUUGGCCAGACUUGGAAGGCUACCAGAUAAUGUUGGGGCAAGUCAAGAGGUCUAUCAAGAAGCAAAAACAUUCCUUGAAGAACACAUGUAGACUUGCAAGUCAUUGAAGUCUUACUUUUUUGUAUGUACAAACAUCAUGGGUAAAAGUACAAUACUGUAAUGUACUCCCAUGUAAUGACUUUUUUGCACAUAUUUUUGUAUGUCAUGUAAUCAGUGUAGUAUGAAAAUCUGGUUUACAGAUUGGUCAUAGAACAUGAUGUAUAUGUACUACCAACUGAUGUUGACUAACUUUUGGGACAAAGAAGUGUAGUAUGUGGUGUAUUAUCUAAGAAAAAGUGUAGCAUCUG